CUGAAAAAUUUAGAAAAGAAGCUGAAAAAGAAGCUUCCAGACGGGCUGAGGCAGAAGCUGUGGCUUUGAAACAAAAACAAGAGGCUGAUGAUGAAAUGGCUAAGUACAAAAAGCUUGCAGAACAAAACCUGAAGCAGAAAUCUCAGGUUGAGGGAGAAUUAACGAAGGUUAAACUGCAACUUGAUGAAACAGACAAACAGAAAUCUAUCCUUGAUGAUGAGCUCAAGCGACUCAAACAAGAGGUCAGUGAUGCUAUGAAGCAGAAAGCUCAAGUAGAGGAUGAACUCUCUAAAGUCAAGAUUCAAAUGGAGGAGCUAGUGAAAUUGAAACUUAAAAUUGAGAAGGAAAAUCAAGAGCUUAUGAAGAAAGAUAAAGACAAUACAAAGAAACUCCUCGAGGUGGAGGCUGAGAACAUGAAGAAAUUGGCAGAGGAGGCAGCACAACUCCACUUAGAGGCUCAAGAAGCUGCAAGGUUACGGCAAAUUGCAGAGUCUGAUCUUGCCAAACAGAGGGAACUGGCUGAUAAGAUGCUCGAAGAGAAAAAGCAAGCCAUCCAGGAAGCAACAAAAUUAAAGGCUGAAGCAGAAAAGCUCCAGAAACAGAAAGAUCAGGCACAGGUAGAGGCUCAAAAGUUGUUGGAGGACAAAAAGGAGAUGCAACAGCGUCUGGAGCAGGAGACCGAAGGUUUCCAGAAAUCCUUAGAGGCUGAACGCAAGCGACAAUUAGAGAUUACUGCAGAGGCUGAGAAACUGAAGAUCAAGGUAACACAGCUAAGUGUUGCUCAGUCCAAAGCCGAGGAAGAAGCCAAAAAAUUCAAGAAACAAGCAGAUGAAAUCAAAGCCCGUCUGCAAGAGACAGAAAAACAAACUUUAGAGAAACACACUGUUGUUGAGAAUCUGGAAGUGCAGAGGUUGCAGAGCAAAAAAGAAGCUGAUGAUCUGCAUAAAGCAAUUGCAGAACUUGAAAAGGAAAGGGAAAAAUUGAAAAAAGAGGCAACUGACUUACAAAAACAAUCAAAAAAGAUGGCCAAUGUACAACAAGAACAAUUACUGCAGGAAAAGACUGUCCUCCAGGAAACUUUCUUAGUAGAAAAAGAGACACUUCUAAAAAAGGAGAAGGCCAUUGAGGCAGAGAAAAAGAAGCUGGAAAAGCAAUUUGAAGAUGAAGUGAAAAAGGCUGAAGCGCUUAAAGAUGAACAGGAGCAUCAGAAGAAGCAGAUGGAGGAGGAGAGGAAGAAACUCCUGUCUGCCAUGGAUGCUGCUAUCAAAAAGCAAAAGGAUGCUGAGGAAGAGAUGCUCAACAAGCAAAAAGAGAUGCAAGAGCUUGAAAAGAAAAGAACUGCACAAGAGAAACUUCUAGCAGAAGAAAACAAGAACUUACGAGAAAAACUCCAGCAGCUUCAGAGUUCACAGAAGCCAUGCCACACCAAGGAAAUUGAGAUCCAAACUGACAGUGUCCCUGAAGAAGAGUUAGUUCAAAUGACAAUGGUAGAAACAACGAAAAAGGUCCUAAAUGGCUCUACAGAAGUGGAAAGCGUGAAAAAAGAUUUACCUCUGGCGUUUGACGGAAUCAGAGAGAAGGUGCCUGCGAGCAGGCUUUAUGACAUUGGUGUGCUCAGCAAAAAAGAAUUUGACAAACUUAAAAAAGGCAAAACAACAGUGCAUGAUCUCACCAAAAAUGACAAAGUGAAGAUGUGCCUAAAAGGUAAAGAUUGCAUAGGUGGUGUAAUAGCUGAACCCAACCAGAAAAUGAGCAUCUAUCAAGCUUUAAAUGAUAAGAAGAUCACACAAAGCACAGCUAUGAUGCUUCUCGAAGCUCAGGCUGCAUCUGGUUACAUAAUUGACCCCAUCAAGAACCGAAGACUCUCUGUCAAUGAAGCUGUGAAGGAUGCCUUGAUUGGACCUGAGUUACACUCUAAAUUGCUAUCUGCCGAAAGGGCUGCCACAGGAUUCACAGAUCCUUUCACUGGAGAUAAAAUCUCACUGUUUGAAGCUAUGAAAAAAGGCUUAAUUGCAGAGGACCAGGCCAUAAAACUUCUCGAUUCUCAAUAUGCAACUGGUGGGAUAGUUGAUCCAGUCAAUAGCCACCGUGUGCCAGUCCAAACAGCAUGCACACAAGGUCAGCUGGAUGAUAAUCUAAGCAAAAUUCUGUCCAGUCCUCCAGCUGACAAAAAAGCAUUCAUUGACCCCAACACUCAGGAUAGCCUUACAUAUUCUCAGCUACUGGAGCGAUGCAAACCAGAUCCUGAGACAGGCAUUCCAUUACUACCCAUCACAGAGAAAGCAGCACAAAUUGAAAGUACGUACAUAGAUGAGGAAACUAAAGAUGUAUUUAGUAAGGCAAGCGUAACAAUUCCAUUUGGAAGAUUUAAAGGGAAGACUGUCACCAUCUGGGAGGUCAUAAACUCUGAGUACUUCACUGAAGAUCAGAGAAAGGAUCUUGUCCGUCAAUACAAGACGGGCAAAAUUACAGUUGAAAAAAUUAUUAGGAUUGUAAUAACAGUUGUGGAGGACAAAGAGAACAAGAAGGAACCUGCCUUUGAUGGUUUGAGAUCAUCAGUGCCUGCGUCUGAACUUCUGGAUGCAAAGGUUAUUAAUAAAGAUUUGUUCAAUAAAUUGCACAAUGGCAAAGUUACUCUUAAAGAGGUGUCAGAGCUUGAGCCUGUCAAGAAAGCCCUGAAGGGGGCAAACAGUAUUGCUGGAGUGUUUAUUGAGUUGACAAAGGAAACAAUGUCUUUCUACGAUGCCAUGAAGAAGGACUUGCUCGCAACAGAGCCUGCAUUAAAUCUUUUAGAGGCUCAAGCUGGAACAGGCUUCAUAAUUGAUCCUGUGAAAAACCAAAAGCUAACAGUUGAUGAAGCAGUCAAAAGUAGUAUUGUUGGCCCAGAGCUCCAUGAGAUACUGCUGUCUGCAGAAAGAGCGGUUUGUGGUUACAAAGAUCCAUAUACUGGGAAAACUGUAUCCCUAUUUGAGGCCAUGCAAAAAGAUCUCAUUAAGAAAGACCAAGGUAUCCGACUGUUGGAAGCCCAACUUGCAACUGGAGGAAUUAUUGACCCAGAGAAAAGUUACCGCAUAACUCAAGAUGUUGCAUAUAAACGUGGUUUCCUAAAUGAAGAGAUGAACAAAAGUUUGAGCAGUCAAUCUGAUUCUAGUACUGUAUUCAUUGACCCCAACACACAAGAAAAUGUCACUUAUGCUGAACUUCUAAAAAGGUGCAUCACUGAUAAACAGACUGGUCUCCCAUUGUUUUUGCUCUCUGAAAAGGCAAUGAAGUCAAAGGUAAAGCAACCACUUUCUGAAACGCAAACUAAAGAGGCCUUGAGCGAUUCUACAGUUGAGUUACACAGUGGACUGUUUAAAGGAAGAAAAGUCACAAUUUGGGAAAUCUUAAACUCUGAAUAUAUUACAGAGGAACAAAGGAUUGAAUUUCUUCAACAGUAUAGAUCGGGACAAGUCACUAUUGAAAAAUUGAUCAAGAUUGUGAUCACAAUAGUGGAUGAAAGAGAAAGGAAGCGACAAGUUAGCUUUGAGGGUUUCAGAGGACCUGUAAUAGCCAGUUCCUUGUUUGAAUCUAAAAUUAUUGACAAAGAUACAUAUGAUAAGCUCCAACAAGGCAAAAAGAAACCUGCAGAGGUUAGUGAAAUUGACUCCAUCAAACGCUACUUGCAAGGUUCAAAUUGUAUUGCUGGUGUAUUUGUUGAAAAAACUAAAGAAAAACUCAGUAUUUACCAAGCAAUGAAGCAGAAAAUACUGACAACAAACACUGGCCUGUCCUUGCUGGAGGCACAAGCAGCUACUGGGUACAUAAUUGAUCCCAUCAUGAAUGAGAAGUUUACAGUGGAUGAUGCCAUAAAGGCUGGUGUUGUUGGUCCAGAACUACAUGAGAAACUACUGUCAGCAGAGAAAGCCGUUACUGGUUACAAAGAUCCAUACACUGGUAAUAAGAUCUCUCUUCUCCAAGCAAUGCAGAAACAGCUUGUUCUAAGAGAGCAUGCCAUACCUCUUCUAGAUGCUCAGGAGGCCACAGGAGGAAUAAUUGACCCAGUAAAUAGCCAUCGCCUUCCCAGUGAUAUUGCCAUUCAGCGUGGCUACUUCAGCAAGCAAUUGGCAAAAUCUUUCAAAGACCCCUCAGAUGACAUUAAAGGUUUCACUGACCCCAACAAAGAUGACAGUGUCACAUACAAACAACUGAAAGAGAGAUGCAUGACUGAUCCAGACUUUGGAAUUUGUCUGCUACCAGUCUCUAAAGCUGAGUCUCUAGAGCAAGCUGAGAAAUCCUAUGUUUACACAGAGGAACAAGCUCAAACUGACUUGGCUAACACUCAAGUAGAUAUACCACAUGAAAGUUGUUCUGGUAAACAAGUGACAUUAUGGGAAGUCAUGAAGUCAGAUUUGCUUCCAGAGGAGGAAAAACAAAGGCUGCUUGAACAGUACCGCUCAGGCAAAAUCACAAAAGAGAGAAUGAUCAUCAUUAUAAUUGAAAUUAUUGAACAAAGAGAGAUCACCAAGACUGAGCAGAGCAUGUCGUGUGACAUAAUCAGACGCCGAAUUACUAUUGAGGAACUUUACAGAGCUCGUAUUAUUGACCUUGAAACUUAUAACCUGCUUCAACAAGGCAAGAAAACCAUCCGAGAAGUCAUGGAGAUGCCACAUGUGAAGCAGUACCUCUUUGGAACGGGCAGCAUUGCUGGAGUAAUCACAGAUGACUAUGCUAAGAUUGGUAUCUACCAAGCCAUGAAGAAAGGUCUCAUCAAACCUGACAUUGGCAUUGAUUUGUUGAUGGCUCAAGCAGCAACAGGGUUUAUUACUGACCCUGUGAAAGAUCAGUUGUUAACAGUUGAUGAAGCUGUCCGCAAAGGUCUUGUUGGACCAGAGAUCCAUGACAAACUCUUGUCUGCUGAGAGAGCAGUCACAGGUUACAAGGAUCCAUACAGUGGGAAGGUAAUUUCUCUCUUCCAAGCCAUGAAAAAAGACCUUAUUUCUGAAGAUUAUGCCUUGAAGCUGUUAGAGGCCCAGGUAGCAACCGGUGGCCUCGUUGAUCCAGAGUACUACUUCCGCCUCCCAAAUGAUGUUGCCAUGCAACGUGGAUACAUUAACAAAGAAACCAGCGAGAGGAUAUCUGAUCCAAGUGGAGAUGUCAAGCAAUUUACAGACCCUACAACAGAUGAAAAGCUGUCUUAUGCAUUACUUCUCAAAAGAUGCAAAGUGGAUAAAGAGAGUGGCUUACGACUAUUGUCUCUGGCAGACAAGAAACUUCUAUUUAAGGGCCUCAGAAAGCAAAUCACACCAGAUGAGUUGUUGCGCUCUCAAAUUAUUGAUCAGAGGACAUACACGGCACUGAUGGAAGGUACAAUCUCUGUAGAGGACCUCAGUAAAGACCUGAAGAAAUAUCUUGAAGGCAUCAGCUCUAUUGCAGGUGUGUUUGUAGAGGCUACCAAAGAAAGACUAUCAGUCUACCAAGCCAUGAAGAAGAGCAUGAUAAGACCAGGCACUGCCUUUGAACUUCUGGAAGCUCAAGCAGCUACUGGGUAUGUGAUUGAUCCAAUCAAAAAUCUCAAAUUGAAUGUCAAUGAAGCUGUAAAAAUGGGAGUUGUGGGACCAGAAUUUAAAGACAAACUUCUCUCUGCUGAACGGGCUGUGACUGGCUACAAAGAUCCAUAUUCUGGCAAGGUGAUCUCCCUUUUCCAGGCUAUGAAAAAAGGUCAAAUUCUGAAAGACCAUGGCAUCCGUCUGCUCGAGGCUCAAAUAGCCACAGGUGGAAUUAUUGAUCCUGAGGAAAGUCACAGACUGCCUGUGGAAAUGGCGUACAAACGUGGUCUUUUCGAUGAGGAGAUGAAUGGCAUUCUUACUGAUCCUUCUGAUGAUACUAAGGGGUUCUUUGAUCCAAACACAGAGGAGAAUUUGACCUACCUCCAGCUCAUGGAACGGUGCAUUACAGACCCUGAAACUGGACUUUCUCUUUUACUGCUCAAAGAGAAGAAACGGGAAAGAAAGACAUCUUCAAAGUCUUCAGUGCGCAAACGCAGAGUUGUUAUUGUAGAUCCAGAAACAGGAAAAGAAAUGUCUGUUUAUGAGGCAUACCGCAAAGGUCUCAUUGACCAUCAAACAUACAUUGAGCUUGCAGAACAAGAGUGUGAAUGGGAGGAAAUUACCACCUCGUCGUCAGAUGGUGUUGUUAAGUCUAUGAUUACUGACAGAAGAUCUGGGCGGCAAUAUGACAUUGAUGAUGCAAUCUCCAAAGGUCUCAUAGACCAAUCGUCUUUGGACCAGUACCGUGCUGGAACUCUUUCAAUCACUGAAUUUGCAGACAUGCUGUCUGGUAAUAUGAGUGGCUUCAGAUCUCGUUCAUCUUCCUUUGGAUCCAGCUCAUCCUAUCCAAUGAGCCCUGUUCCUUCCAUCAAGACACCAGCUACAACCUGGAGUGACCCAACUGAGGAAACUGGACCAGUGGCUGGAAUCUUAGAUACAGAUACUUUGGAAAAGGUGUCAGUCACAGAGGCAAUGCAUCGAAAUCUAGUUGACAACAUCACCGGUCAAAGACUGCUAGAAGCACAAGCAUGUACAGGAGGAAUAAUUGACCCCAUCACUGGAGAAAAGUUCUUUGUUGCAGAUGCAAUGAACAAAGGGCUGGUGGACAAGAUUAUGGUGGAUCGAAUCAACUUGGCUCAGAAAGCUUUUCAGGGAUUUGAGGAUCCAAGAACCAAAGCCAAAAUGUCAGCCGCUCAAGCCUUAAAAAAGGGUUGGCUCUACUAUGAAGCUGGUCAACGAUUCCUUGAGGUCCAAUACCUAACAGGUGGAUUAAUUGAACCAGAUGUUGCCGGAAGAGUAUCACUGGAUGAUGCUGUGAGGAAAGGCUCUCUAGAUGCACGGACUGCACAGAAAUUGAGAGAUGUUAGUGGAUAUUCCAAAUACCUCACCUGUCCCAAAACCAAACUCAAAAUUUCAUACAAGGAUGCCAUGGAGAGAAGCAUGAUCGAGGAAGGAUCUGGCCUGCGUUUACUAGAGGCUUCCUCCCAGUCAAGUAAAGGCCUUUACAGCCCAUAUAGCAUCAGUGGCUCUGGAUCAACUUCAGGGUCUAGGUCUGGAUCCAGACCUGGUUCAAGAUCAGGCUCUAGAAGGGGAAGCUUUGAUGCUACAGGCUCAGGUUUCUCCAUGAGCUUUUCCUCAUCCUAUAGCCCCACUAGUUAUGGGCGCCGUUAUGAUUCAGGGACUUUUAGUGGAUUUCAAAUAGAUGAGCUAAAGCAGGCCCUAACAGCUUUAGCAUCAGGCAUGAACUGUUGCUAUGAUGACAAGAGAAUUAUCACAUUAUCACAAUCACAGUCCAUUUUAGAGCUUAAUAGAGGUUACACCUCUUCGAAGGCCUUUGAACACCUGGGUGCAAGAAAAAUGCCAGUUCAGGAAAACUGUAAUUCUCGGGGGACAGUAGCUGGAGUAUUCCUUGAACAUUCGAAUGAAACCAUUACAAUAUACAAAGCCUAUAAGAAGCAUUUGCUGAAACCAGGAACAUGUUUGGCACUGUUAGAAGCCCAAGCUGCAACUGGAGGAAUCAUCGAUCCCAUUAAAAACAGACAGCUCUCUGUCGAAGACGCAGUCAAGGGAGGGAUUGUUGGACGUGAAAUGAAAGAAAAACUUCAAUUCGCAGAAAAGGCCAUCAAUGGUUACAUUGAUCCUUACACCAACCAACAAAUAUCACUGUAUCAGGCCAUGCAGAAAGAUGUCAUCCCAAAAGAAUAUGGCAUUCGAUUACUUAAAGCACAGAUCUCUGCUAAAGGGAUCUAUGAUCCUAUUGAAAAAUGCUACAUAACAGAGGAGCAAGCUUGUGAGAAGGGUCACUAUGAUAAAGAACUAUUCAGAGACCAAAUGGAUGUUCUAAAAGUAUUCUAUGACCCAAACUCUCAGGAAAACCUCACCUAUGCAUUACUGAUGGAGAAAUGCACUGUAGCCCCGGACACUGGUUUACUGCUGUUCCCAGUCUACAUCACGUUCAAAGGCCUUCGAAGAGGUGUAACCUCUAUUAAGCUCCUGACAUCAAAAAUAAUUGACCAACAAACAUAUGACGAUCUGCAAAAGGGCAAGACAACCACCCAAGAUGUGAUGCUAAUGGAAACAGUGAAAGAAUAUCUAGAAGGUAAAGGGAGCAUUGGGGGAGUAGCUGUGCUCUCGUCUAAUAAGAAAAUGAGCAUCUAUCAGGCAAUGAGACAAGGAAUAAUCAUGCCUGGUUCUGCCUUGAUUCUGCUAGAAGCCCAGGCUGCAACUGGCUUCAUGAUUGAUCCAGUUGAAAACAAGACUUUCAAUGUAGAUGAUGCCAUUAACCAAAAACUUGUAGGACCAGAGUACCAUGCAAAAUUGCUUGCGGCAGAACGUGCAGUCACUGGUUACAAUAAUCCAUACACUGGUGAAACCAUUUCCCUUUUUCAAGCUCUAAAGAAGGAAUUGAUUGUGAAGGAGCACGGGAUUCGUUUACUUGAGGCACAAAUUGCAACUGGUGGUAUUAUCGAUCCAAUAAACAGUCACAGAGUUCCUGUGGAUGUAGCAUACAAGCGUGGCUUCUUUGACAAGGAAAUGAACGCCAUUCUUGAAGAUCCUGGAGAUGACACUAAAGGAUUCUUUGAUCCAAACACAAAGGAAAAUCUUACAUACCUGCAACUGCUGGGUCGUUGUGUUAUUGACCUCUCAACAGGACUCACAUUGCUGCCCAUUCAGGAUCAAUCAAGCAAUCCCAAUCACACGUUCAUUGGCUAUGACAUAAAACAAAUCUUCAAGGAUGUCAUGGUAAAAGUGACAUGUGGGAAGUAUAUGGGAAUGACAGUAUCACUCUGGGAAUUAAUAAUGUGUGAAUAUUUCACUGAAAAGCAAAGGCAAGAUAUUAUCAGUCAAUACAGAAUCGGAACACUCACAAUUGAUAUGAUAAUCACCAAAGUCCUGGAGAUAAUCGAACAAUCAGUGAAAACAGCCAAUGCAAAUUUUGAGGGCAUAAGAGGAAAGGUCAGUGCAACCCAGCUUGUCGAGGCUGACAUUAUCACUAAGAAUGAUCUAGACGAUCUCAAAAGAGGAAGAAUGACUGUAAAAGAUGUUACAGAGAAUGAAUCAGUACAAACAUACCUACAAGGUAAACCAAGCAUUGCUGGGGUGCUGCUUCCUAAUUCCCAAGUCAUAUCAAUCUACCAGGCUAGACAAAAAGGAAUUCUAAGGCCAGGAAUGUCACUCAUUCUGCUGGAAGCCCAGGCAGCAACAGGAUUCAUUAUUGAUCCAAUUGCUAAUCAAAAGUUCUCUGUUGAUGACGCUGUUAAGGCACGGGUGGUUGGGGUUGAGCUUCAUGCAAAACUAUGCUCGGCUGAGAAGGCAGUGACAGGUUACCAUGAUCCUUACACUUGUAAAAAAAUCUCAUUGUUCCAGGCAAUGCAAAAAUACUUAAUUGUAAAAGAUCAUGGCAUACGUCUGCUGGAGGCCCAGAUUGCAACAGGGGGCAUUAUCGAUCCUGUAAAUAGCCAUCGCAUUCCAGUUCAUAUAGCUUACAAACUGGGAUACUUCGAUACUGAAAUGAAAAAGAUUCUCGACGAUCCGACUGAUGACACAAAAGGAUUUUUUGAUCCAAACACUCAUGAAAACCUUACCUAUUUGCAGCUUAUGUCCAGAUGUGUGACUGACCAAAGUACAGGUCUUUGCCUUUUGCCAAUCAAAGGGAAAGAAAACAUAAUCAUGAUUUCGGACAGCACCAAAGAGGCUUUCCAAACAACAUAUGUCUCUGUGAGUUAUGGUAGGUUCAGCAACAAGCGAGUAACACUCUGGGAGCUCAUUAACUCUGAUUAUUUGUCUGAGGACAAAAGGCAGGAGCUGAUCAAAAGCCACAAGUCAAAAACAAUCACAAUCGAAGAAAUAAUUACAGUAAUUUUAGAAAUUAUUGAAACUAAAGAGGUACAAAGAAAUGCAGACCUCAGCAUCAAUGGUCUGAGGGGAAAAGUCUCCAUUUUAGAGCUGCUGAAUUUGGGCAUCAUAGAUGAAAAAAUAUACAAAGACUUGCUUAAGGGAAAGCUAAUAAUCAAAGAUCUUCUUGAGAUGGACACUGUGAGGACCUUCCUCAGAGGAACAAGCUGUAUAGCUGGUAUAAUAGUGCAAAAGUGUAAUCAGAUAAUUAGCAUCCAUCAAGCCAAAAAAGAGGGUCUUGUUACACCCGGCACUGCUCUGUGUCUUCUUGAAGCACAGGCUGCCACUGGGUUUAUUGUCGAUCCACUACAGAACAAGAAAUUCACUGUUGAGGAGGCCUUGAAGCAUAAAGUCAUAGCUCCUAAGUUGUAUGAAAAACUCCUGGCUGCUGAGAAAGCAGUUACUGGUUACAAAGACCCAUACACUGGCAAGACAAUAUCACUUUUUGAAGCCAUGAAGAAGGAUCUCAUCCUUAAGCAACAUGGCAUACGUCUACUUGAAGCCCAGAUUGCUACAGGUGGCAUCAUUGAUCCCUUAACAUGUCUACAUUUGCCACUUGAAGUUGCUUUCAGGAAGGGCUAUUUUGAUGCUGACUUAAACCAGAUACUUGCUGAUACCAGUGAUGACACCAAAGUAUUUUUUGAUUCCACCACUCAUAAAAAUCUGACCUACAUGGAGAUGAUGGCAAUAUGCAUCAAGGAUCAUGACACUGGUCUUUUCCUUCUUCCACUGGGUGAAAAAGGGAAAACACAAGAAAAAGCACCAAAAAUUCUCUCAGAUGCUGAGAUUAAGGAAGACUUUUUGGAAAACUCUGUUGUCAUUCCUGUUGGGUGUUUCUCUGGAAAAUCAUUGUCUCUUUGGGAGGUAAUUCACUCUGUGUUCUUCACUGAAGAACAGAGGCAGCAGUGCUUUGAACAAUACUGUUUGGGAAAAAUAAAUAUAAAGGAUGUUGCCACAAUGGUUACCAGAACAAUCCAAAAACUGGAAGAGAAAGAAGCAAUUGAUCAGACAACAAUGGGCUUGAGAAAAUCUGUUUCUAUGCAACAGCUGCGUGAUUCUGGAAUUAUUGAAGCCAAAACCUACAAGGAUUUGCAAGAUGGUAAAGCCACUACUGAAGAUGUGGUGAAACUUGAAUCUGUACAAAGGUACUUGAAAGGCACUGGAAGUAUUGCAGGAGUAAAGCUUCAUCCAUCAGAAAAAGUGGUAAAUUUAUACACUGCAAAAACUGAAGGCUUGCUCAGUUCUGAUGCAGUGCUGAUGUUGCUUGAGGCUCAGGCAGCAACUGGAUAUGUUAUUGAUCCAAUCGGAAAACAACAUCUCUCCGUCAUGGAGGCUGCCAGAGCUCAACUUAUUGGACCAGAGUUAUUAGAUCACUUACUCUUGGCUGAACGUGCUGUUACUGGUUUCACAGACCCAUACACAGAUGGGAAAAUAUCCUUAUUUGAAGCAAUGAAAAAAGGUAUCAUCCCUCGAAACCAUGGAUUGCAUCUUUUAGAUGCACAGCUCGCAACGGGUGGGAUAAUUGAUCCGAUUGGAAGCUACCGGAUACCUAUUCAGAGGGCAUUAAUGCAAGGAUACAUGGAUAGGGAGACCAGUGAGAUUCUGGCAAAUCCCAGUGGUAGAGAAAAAGGGUUUUCAGACCCAAACACAAAAGAACCCCUUACUUACUAUCAACUCAAGCAGAAAUGUGUGAGAGAUUCAACCACUGGACUACUACUUCUCCAAGUAGCUGAAAAAAGUGUUGAAAGCUCAAUCUACAAUGACAAACAUGUAGUAAAUGUCUUCAAAGAGAAAUCAGUGAUAAUCAGUGCAGGAAAGUUUGAAGGAAAACGUGUACCUCUUUGGGAUGCACUACACUCAGAGUACAUAUCUGCAGGGAAAAGGAAAGUAUUUCUUGACCAGUACAAACUGAAAAAACGGUCUAUCGAAGAGAUAACAGAAAUGGUUACAUCGAUUAUAAUUGAG
Messenger RNA from Xyrauchen texanus (razorback sucker), 11888 nucleotides. RefSeq names its product plectin-like. Gene Ontology annotation, biological process: wound healing; intermediate filament cytoskeleton organization; hemidesmosome assembly. The transcript has 4 exons. The annotation marks the transcript as partial. Gene Ontology annotation, cellular component: hemidesmosome; focal adhesion; perinuclear region of cytoplasm. Gene Ontology annotation, molecular function: structural constituent of cytoskeleton; structural constituent of muscle; cadherin binding. The record is from RefSeq and is a predicted model, not a curated record. NCBI's taxonomy places the organism in Eukaryota, Metazoa, Chordata, Actinopteri, Cypriniformes, Catostomidae.